CUCGUCGCAGCUUCAUCCUUGACACCAUCAACUCCUGGCUCUGUGCGCUGGCUAACGUGCCAUCGUCAGUUCUGCAUCUAGCGUCAAGCAUUUACAAUCAUGGCGCCGCUGACUGCUGAAGAGCUGCAGCAGCACCCAGAGUAUGAGCACACUAUCUGGAAGCUCAAGCCUGACCAGGAAGGGAAAGUUGCUGUUGCAAAGGACCGAGGUGGCCCCAUCAACAUUGCCUACGAAGUUCACGGCCAUGGCGACCGCAAGAUUGUGUGGAUCAUGGGCCUUGGCGGUAUGAAGUACGCAUGGCAACGUCAGACAAAAGACUUUGGACACACGCAAGCGGAACAGUACUCGUGUUUGGUGUACGACAAUCGCGGUAUCGGUGACUCGGACAAGCCCAGAGCAAGGUACUCGACGUCUGAGAUGGCCAAAGAUGUUCUUGAAGUCAUCGACCACCUUGGCUGGACCGAUAAGCGUCAACUGCAUGUCAUCGGAAUCAGUAUGGGCGGCAUGAUCGCCCAAGAAGUUGCAAUGCUCAUCCCCGACCGUAUCUGCACACUGUCCCUCGUCUCCACCGCUGCCGGCGUAUUCCGUACCACCGGAUUCAUUGAGAACCUAUACAAUCGCGCGAACCUGCUGAUCCCCAAAUCAAUCGACGCCCAAAUCGAAGGCGUAAAGAAGAACCUUUACACACCGGCCUGGCUCGACUCUCCAGACACUCUUGAGCCUGUUGUGCAGUCUUUCCCUACGAGCGGCGACCGCUUCGCCGCCAACGAGCUCUGGAAACGGCAGCAUCCUGAGUAUUUCGCGAAGCCGGGAUUCAUUCUUCAACUCAUCGCUGCUGGCUGGCAUAACAAGAAUCCGGAGCAGCUGCAGCAGAUCGCCAAGACGGUAGGAAAGAAGCGCAUCAUGGUUGUUCAUGGCACGAAGGACCAGAUGAUUACGUUUCCGCAUGGUGUUGUGCUGUGGCGUGGUUUGGAGAAGGGACAGGGCAAGACCGGAACGGAGAACUGGCUAGGCAUCGAAGAUGAGGAGGAUGUCUGGGAGGAAGGCGAAGUUGAGAAGCACUUUGUCAAGGGCCAGGGGCAUGUUCUGCCUGCUGAGAUGAGGCAGGAGUUCCAGGGCUGGGUCGAGGGGCUGAUUGAGAGGGGGCUGGAACUCAACGAGGAGGAGCGGGUAUGAGAGAAGGCAGUAUACGUGGCGUGUGCGGCAUGGUUACAUUCGAGUCUCUCCUGAUCACUUAUGAAAUGCACCGGCAAAGCACGUGUAUAUUGUUUGUGAAGAACCACAACCUCCAGACACAUUCAAGCCAUCCGCCAGAUUUUUGGUCAAAAGACACGUCAUCUCAAUGCGACAAGUUUUGAGUCGAAGUCAUUUGCCACAACUAGCACAAGGGGAGAGGAGGCACAGAACAUCUGCAGAAGGUAUGGUCUUGCCAAGUAGUAUAUGCACAUACUUAUAGCGAACCAUCGUUGGAUUUUGACAUUGCGAUAGUCGUCAGCGUGUGCAUUUAAUCUUUUACCCCCGCUGCGAUCAUGUAGCUCAAAGGCUUAUUUUUCCAAUACAUGGACAGAUGCGC
Molecule: messenger RNA, 1573 nt
Organism: Didymella exigua CBS 183.55
Lineage: Eukaryota; Fungi; Ascomycota; Dothideomycetes; Pleosporales; Didymellaceae
Product: alpha/beta-hydrolase
Exons: 3
Coding region: 100-1176 (358 amino acids)
Source: RefSeq, a predicted model, not a curated record